AUGUCUGUGAUGUUUGCGCCGCCCGCCCCCGGGCAGCAGCAGAGGGGUGGCCGACCUCCACCCACUGCCCAGCAAAUUCAGAAGCUGCUGGAUGAGAACAGCCAGCUGAUCCAGACAAUCCAGGAGUGUCAGAACAAGGGGAAGAUGCAGGAGGUGCAUCAGUACCAGCAGCUGCUGCACCGCAACCUGGUCUACCUGGCCUCCAUCGCUGACUCGUCACAGAACAUCCAGAGCCUGCUACCCCCGCCGCAGCCGCCGGGCGCCCAGCCGGGGGUGUCGCCGGCAGAGGGGGGCGGCCAGCGCGCGCCGCAGUACGCCGCCGGCUACCCGCCGCCGGCCGGCGGCAUGAUGGCCGGCCGACACCAGGGCCAGUACCGGCCGCAGCAGGCCGGCUACCCGCCGCAGGGGCAGCAGGCCUACCCGCCGCAGCAGGGCUACGGCUACGGUGGCCAGGCGGGCGGCUACGGCUCCGGCUACCAGGCCGGCUACCAGGGCCAGCAGAUGUACGGCUACGGCCAGACGGCGCCGGCGGCCGGCCAGCAGCCGCCCGGCGCGCAGUACGGCCAGUACGGCCAGCAGCCGCCCGGCCAGCCGGCCGCCUACUACGGACAGCACGGCUACCAGCACCAGCCGGGCGGCGGCUACCAGCAGCAGCAACAGCAACAGCAGCCUCAGUCUCAGCAGGCGCAGCAGCAGCAGCCGGGAGCCCAGCAGCACCCGCAGCAGCAACAGGGUCCGCAGCCGUCUCCUCAGCAGCAACAGCAGCAGCAGCAGCAGCAGCCAGGACAACAUCCUCAGCAGCAACAGCCAGGGCAACACCCUCAACAGCAGCAGCAGCAGCAUCCACAGCAGCAACAGCAACAACAGCCUGGACAACAUCCUCAGCAACAGCAGCACCCACAACAGCAGCAGCCUGGACAGCACCCACAGCAACAGCAGCCAGGACAGCACCCACAGCAACAGCAGCAGCAGCAGCAGCCAGGGCAGCACCCACAGCAGCAACAGCAGCAGCCAGGACAGCACCCGCAGCAGCCGCCCCACUCUCAGGCUCAGCCCCCGCAGCAGCCGUCUCCCGCUGCGCAGCAGUCUCCACAGCAGCAGCAGCAGGCCCAGCCGCCCCAGCCGUCGCCGCAGCAGUCUCAGCCUCCGCAGCAAACCCCGCAGCAACACCAGCCUCCGCAGCAGCAGCAGCAGCAGCCCCCACCCCAGCAGCAGCAGCAGGCCCCGCCGCAGCAGCCGCCGGCACCGCCUCAGUCGGCUCCGCAGCAGGCGCAGCCGUCUCCGCAGCCGCCGCAGGCCGCCACCUCUCCCCACCCGCCGGUGCGCAGCCCGCAGCAGCCGCCGCCGCAGCCGAGUCCGCAGCCGGCCGCUCAGCAGCAGCCGCCGCAGCAGCAGGGCUCGCCGCAGUCUGCGCUGCCACCGGCGUCUACCCCACAGCCCCAGCCGCGCCCGGUGGCCACUCCGAGCCCGACAAUGGCCUCUGCGCCGAGCCCGCAUCUGCCGGCUCCCUACCCGCCCGGCCAGCGCUCUGCCUCGCCGUACCAGCAGGGUUACCCGGGCCCGUACCCGGGCCAGCCGGCGCCCGGACAGCACUACCCGGCGGCGGCGCACGGUGCGCCGGCUCCCUACCCGCCGGCCUCCCAGCCGCCGUACACGGCCACCAGCCAGCCGGCUCCGGCCGCCGGCGGGCCCGGCCCGGCGCCGUACCCGACCAGCUCACAGGCGGGUCACGCGGCCGGCUCCCCGUACCCGGCCAGCAGCCAGCCGGCGGCCCACUCGCCGGCGUACGCGCCGCCGGUGGCGGCCGGCGGCCAGCCGGGCCAGGCAUACCACUACUCGGGCCCGCCGCAGGGCCAGUACCCGCCGCACGCGCCGUACUCGUACCCGCCGGCGGCGCAGCAGUACCCGGGGUACCACCACCAGCAGUACCAGUACCGGCCGGCGGCCCCGGGCGCGCCGCCGGCCGGCCAGCCCGGCCAGUACGGCUACCCGCCGUACCAGCACUGA
Messenger RNA from Amphibalanus amphitrite, 2007 nucleotides. Its product is annotated as glutenin, high molecular weight subunit PW212-like. The coding region runs from base 1 to 2007 and encodes 668 amino acids. Lineage: Eukaryota; Metazoa; Arthropoda; Thecostraca; Balanomorpha; Balanidae. The record is from RefSeq and is a predicted model, not a curated record. The transcript has 6 exons.